CUUUGCUGGGAAUCCCACUGGACUGACACGGCUCCAGGCUUUCCUUCCUCCCACAUUGACUGUCACGGUAGAAGAAAUCUGGGUUGCAACAGACACCAGAGACCGUGGGUUCCUCUGAAACUUCUGCAGAUUUCUGUGAACUGGACCACUCAUACCCACUUCAGAUACUAUUAAAUCAGUGGGAAACUUUUUCACUGGAAUAAGAGAGCCCCAGAGGCCAAGCUUGGGAUAGAAGUCAUGGCUGGAUCUGAAAACCCAUCUGUAAAGUGUGCAGGUACGCAGGAUUGUAGCAAGCCCAGCCGUCAGGCAGCACAUUCUGGAAUAGCUACAGCCUUUCCAUGCUGCUUUUGAGGAGCACCAAAUAUUCUAGAAGCUGGAAACAAAAUCUUACACCAAUUAAUACGUUGCUGGGAAGAGCUCCAGUUUCACUGUAGAGACACCUUUUGAAGGCAGAAGCAGUGGGAUGGAUUUGCCCUGAAUGCCAGGGAAAAAACAAUCCUUCUACUGGGAGUGAAAUCUACAUCCAAAAUGCACGUUCAAAGCAGCAGUUGUGUGGAUAGGGAAAACAGGAUGUGAUCUCACAUUAUUCCUGAGGCUGCUGGGUAUUUUGUCUGCAGCUGGAGUCUUCACUGUUCUUCCUGCAGUCCUCUUCCGCUUCAUCAACAAGAAGGUCUGCUUUGAAAAGAGAGGUGGACUUCCAUACCUGGAACGACAAGGAAGAAGAAAACACUACAAAGAAAAGUCCAGAGUUCAUGAGGACCUUGCUCCCUGAACUGUAAGUGACAUGCUGGCAAAACUGAACAACUGAUCACCAGAUACUGGCAUAGUGUCAAACAUGGCUUCUGAGGCUGCUCAGAAUUUCCUUCAGCCACUGUCGUCUUGGAUGUCUCAAAUAUAUGAAGCUAUCCAACAAGCAGGAGACUCUAUAUCGGCUUCACUGCUGAAUUUGAGUGGAGCAAGUCGUAAGACAGAAGAAGAGAGGAACCGGGACUUGGAGAAUAAUGGAGGGGUUUAUGAGGAUUAUUCUGAGGAAUCGGACGAUGAACAACACCUGGACCUCUGGGAUGAGGAAUACUUAUAUCCUAGAGAAGAUGGCCAUGUUGGUGGUCCUGAUCUUGCUUCACAAGACCUCCCAUGUGGCUCUGACGAUGGCCCACAGAGGCAAAAACGGGUUAAAAAUACUAGCAGUGUACCAGAGCAGUGCGUUGAAAGCGUCGUGUCUUUGACAGCCAAUGGAUCCUACUGGAUGCGUGAAGAUCUCCAGCUGCCUGAUCGCCUUCCUACCAUCACUGAAGAAGAAGGUGAGCUCUCUGUGAGGAUGGGACAUCACAAGCACAACCUCAGCUUGGGUGGCUCCUUAACAAGUAAUAAUGGCAAGGCAGGUUUUGCAGAUCUGGAUGGACUAAGCCAACUGAGCUACCAAGACAACCUAUCCUAUCGUGAAGAUGACCACGUAUCUGUUGAUUCAAGAACAACUGAGAGCGGGGGCACUAGGCUGGAGUCCAGCGUUGGUGAUGGUGUUAGCCAGCAAGGCGUGGAAGGACGUUUGGAAAUGGAGGCAGCAUUCACCAACCAGGGAUUUGAAGUCAACGAUGCUACUGACAGCUCAUCGCCUUGGAGCCCUGAGGAACAUAAUGAAGUGAACAGUGCACCAGCUCAUCACGGUGCUCAUGAGCCCAUCUGUAAAUGUGGUGACCUAGAUGUCAUCUUCAACUAUAAAGCCUCAAGUCAAAAGCUACUAGUUACUGUCCUGGAGGCCAGGGAUAUCCCGGACAAAGACCGCAGUGGUGUGAACACCUGGCAAGUGCACACAGUCCUGAUGCCUAGCAAGAAACAGAGGGGUAAGACAAGUGUUCAGAGAGGACCCAUCCCUGUGUUCAAGGAUAAAAUUACCUUCAGUAAGCUGGAGCCAGAGGAGUUAAGCAGCCAUGCCGUUCGUUUCCGCCUCUACGCAGUACACAAGAUGUUUGGAGAGAAGAUGAUGGGAGAGCAGUUGUUUUACCUGAGCAACAUCGGCCGGGAAGGGGAAGUGAAGGUGACAUUGGUCUUGGAGCCAAGGAGUAACUUGAGUAGUGCAGACUCUCAGCUUAGUCUGUCAGCAAUCUCUCACAGUGAUAGCGCUUCUUCAACACAGUCCCUGUCGCAUGGAGGGUUGCCAGAGCUGCUUGUGGGAUUGUCAUACAAUGCCACUACGGGGCGGCUGUCAGUGGAGAUGAUCAAAGGCAGUCAUUUCCGAAACCUCGCAAUUAAUAGGCCACCUGACACCUACGGAAAGCUCUGCCUGCGCAACUCUGUGGGUCAGGAGAUGUCUCGCUGCAAGACUUCCAUCCGUCGAGGGCAGCCCAACCCUGUCUACAAGGAAACUUUCAUCUUCCAGGUCGCCCUCUUCCAGCUCUCUGAUGUCACCCUAAUGAUCUCCGUGUACAACAGGCGCAGCAUGAAGCGCAAAGAGAUGAUCGGUUGGAUUUCUAUGGGUCAGAACAGCAGCGGGGAGGAAGAGCAAAGUCAUUGGCAGGAAAUGAAGGAAUCGAAGGGGACACAGGUCUGCAGGUGGCACACGCUACUGGAGUCCUAGUGGUUACCAGGGCAGCCUGCGGGUCCUGGGACUAUGGGCUGUCUUCCCUUGCUCUCAGUCAGCAGAGAAGAGCUAUCCCAUGGCAAUCACUGUGCUCCGACAGGUCACAUACACUUUAACCUGAGUUUUCCAUGUCAGCAGUCAUGAGUAUUAAAGGGGUGGCAACGCCUAGGAAGCAAGUUUAGUUCUUGUCUUUCCAGGUUGUCCUGCAUUUUCUACAUCCAAAUAAUUAACCCUGGGAAGAAGCAAUGGGAAUACCUACAAAAUUCUUUCCUUGGUCAUUGUCUUAAUAUUUUUAUCAUAGGCUUAAUCGUCACAGACUGACUUCGAUGUUGUUUUCUUCUGGGCUAAACUCUCUCUUCUGUUUCUGCCCUUAUUUAUAUUAAUGAAGUUUGCAAAUACUCUUGACACGCAGAUAGCUCACAGAAAGGCUGACCUGCAGGCAGAUCACAUUCUCUCCCUUUUUUUGUUACCAUGUUUCUAAGUCCUAGAAAUAAUCAUUUUAUACCACUGUAGACUGGAUGAUAUAUUUUUCAGGCAGCAUGGGAAAGCACUCUUGAAUUCUCUGUCAACUUUUAAGUGCCUAGACGUUACUACUGUUCUCCUGUACUAGCAACUGAUAUUAGGACUAAACACUACCAGUAUUUUUAAUUAGGCAUCUUGUGCACUUGUUAGCCUGCAUUGCCAUAGGUUUGCACGAGAGAGAACUAGCGUCAGUUUUAUAUUGCAAUUAUACAAUGCAUGUUUAGAUGCUUACUUGAAGUUCAUGGCUUCUGUCAUCACAAAUACCAAAAAAGACCAGAAAAAGCUGCACAUCCACCUUUGUGCCUGAAUCACUCUUUUCUGCAUCACUGUUUUGCCCAUGUGUUACUUACGUGGUACGUUGUUUUUUAAAAGUGAGGUUUAUUCAGAAAAGCAUUUCUGUGAGCAUCACACGGGAAGGCUUUAGACCAUGCUUUCUCUGUGAUGCAGUUAAGCACAAUUCAGUUUGCUGAGGGCUCUUCUUCAAGUGUGCUAUCUUGUAAUAUCUCCUCGGGAUCUGCAAGGGGACUGUUCUUGGCACGCUGAGCAGUAGAGGAUGUCAGGCCAUGUCACCUCAUCGUUGAGGUGAGCUCUCCUGCAGGCAAGGAACAGGAUCCAGAGGACCCCCUGGAGGGUCUGCUGGCUCUGCUGAACUAACACCAGAGAAAAGUAUUAUGCUUCCUGACUCUAACUGAAAACAGUGCAAGGAGCAGGCUUGCUGGAUGAGGUGAUGACACUUUUAUGUAGGUACUUUUCAGACUGUGUUGUCAUCUUCCACUUUAAUCUUUUUUCCUGUCUCUGUGAGUUAAAGUCAUGGAGAUGAUGGAUAAGGGGCCAUGUCUUAGUCUGCUACUUGGCUAUUGAAAGUUUAGCAGUUGUUAGCUGUUGAGGUGCUCCGUGUGACAGCAGAGGAUGUUUGUCCUCCAAUGUAAUGAUGGUAUGUAGGCAGUAAGGUGCUGAGAUCUUCAAAUACUGUCAGCUGCCCAAUCUCCCAUUCUCUGCACUCUCUAGGAGAGGACUGGCAUUUCUCUGCUCCUGCUGAUGGUAGCAAGGAACAGGAAAUAUUUUGCUGAAAAGGUUUGUCUGUACUGAAUCACUUCAUGUUUUGUUUUUGUCAUUUACUGAGCCCUGGCACCAAAUUCUGCCUCCUACUGCACCACAGCUAGCUGUCUCCUUCCCUUCAAUGGUGCUCUGCAAAUCUAACUAGUGCAGAUUGUGGCACUGGCUGUUUGACCAAAUUUGAGCCUUGGUGCUGGUUUGCAUCACAGCCAGGCUAACCAGACCCUGUGGGCAGUGGUGUGAUACAGGUUAUCAGUUGGUGUCAUACACACAGGCUUUGUCUGUCCUCCUGAGGCAGACAGAAUAAUCUGCAUGUAGAAGGACUUCUGAUACAGGCGAUACGAGUUAUUCCACAGCCGAUGUUUUUAUAUAUUCUUAUCACUUACCUGUCUGAGCGUCAUUUUUCUGGUGAGACUGGUGGGUAUCCUAUGCAGGAGGGUUGUCCUCCACUGCCUAGAUUAAAAUCUGCUUUGCACUGCUGGGGCUUCGUACCAUAAAGCAGGAUCUAACCCAAAUACAGCUCAGCAAACAAGUAUGUUUUUGACGGCACUGUUCAUGCUGCUGUAUUACCAAUGCAAGAGAAAAUGAGCAUGAGUGAUAAACAGCAGAAUAGAAGUGGGUUUUUAUCACGUACUUUUCUUCUGGGGGAAAAAAAGCAGGGGAAGCAGCCCAACUCAAAAGGUGCAUUUGCUGAUUUCAGUUGGUUUCCAGUCUCUGCAUCUUUUUUCCUGAACUGCGUAAGAUGUAUAUACAAGUGUUUAUAAGUAAUUUUAUUAUCUGGGAUGUGUACGUGUAAUAAACUUACUGUGAUUCUCUUUGUAACUUCUUGAACCUGCCAAGUGUUUCGUGUGCUUCACCAUUAGCUAAGGGAAAAAUGUAGAUUAAUAAUAUGUUUCAGCAGUGAACUGGAGAUAAACCAGUUUUGUAACAGUGUGAUUAAAAAAAAAAUCUUGGAAAAGAUAAUUUGAGAAAACAAUAAAGCAAUCUAGUUUUGGACUUCUUGCCAUUUUCACAUCAAGAUCUUUUCUGAAGAUACUGCAUUAAGGGAAUUGAAUUUUAAUAUAUAAUUUCAGUGUAGAGUGUUGGGAGUCAGAGGAAAGCAAGAGAAGAUAGCUCAGAGUAAGUUAAUAUCUGAGCACGUUAGAAUUUUGCUCUCCGAUGGAAGCAGGUUGCUGCAUCCUUGCAACAGUGUUUUGGCCUUAUAUUUUACCAGAAAAAAAUUGGAGGGAAGGGAAAAUGGAUGAGCCAAGGGGAGCACUGGGGUUUUGGAGCUGCUGCUAAACCUGCUGGUGCAUCUAUGCCUUGAUCAAUGUGUUUGUGGGGUUCAUUAAGUUCCUACUGAAGCAAUGGAGAGAUUUAGGAAUCUUGGGACAAACACCGUGCUGGGGGUGCUCAUGCUUGCUAGCUGUAUUUUGGGAUUUUUGUUGCUUUUGUGGUUUAUUUUACUUUUAAGUAUUGACUGCCUAUGAAAUGAAGGCUUUGUGGCAGCUUCCCCAUGUUCCAGAGCUCCCGUAGUUUUUCCCAUUGACAGAUUGAAUUAGUCAUUGCUAAUAUUGAUACAGGCUGCGCUUGUGCUUAUGGUCUUUCUCUUGUAAAUACCGCUGCCCUUUCAGUCACUGCUUUAACCCCUUGUUUCCUUUGAUUGUGGCUGACAAGGCUGAAUUUCCAGCAAGAUUUCUAUUCCUUGAGAAUCCUGACUUGCACAUGGCUUGCAGUUGGCGAUGGUCAGUAGUCUCAGGUCCCUGUGUUCCCUUGGCCUCCAUCCACGUGGGUGCCAAUGCUGAUGCCUGAUCUCUGCUUCUGUGGGGCUCCAAGUGGGGAAAAGAGCUGUGGGAGGCCCAUGGGGAGUUCAGCAAGCAGGAAAGGAACGGCUGACCUGCUCCUGGAAAUGCUGGAGUGCUUGCAAGUCCAGAUUAUGGAGUUUCCCAGUGAGCUCAUUUUCUAAAAUAAUUCAUCCCCUUUUGACACCACUAUCUGGAAUACCCUUAUAGCUUAUUUGCAUUUUCUUCUCUUGAGGGGGGGGGUUGAAGCCUGAAAACCCACAAAACCAUUGUGUGGGAAGCAACUAACUGCACUGGCAUAAGCCCAGAAUACUGUGGGCAACUGCUCUGGAUACAUAUCUCGAAAAGCAUCGUUCAGCUCAUUGCAGUCUGUUCCUUCCUUGGUCUGUCUCCAGCCAGCACGCCCCUGUCCUGCUAGGCUUUCUGCUGUUAAUUUAUUUUUUUGGGUUUUAGUGUGUAUCGACAACAGAACAGAAUGAUCUCACCCUGUUUAUAUUCCCUGUAAUAAUGGUGACUUUCGACCGUUGCCCACAGCAAUGAGUACCUCUUCUAGCCCACUGAGCUACAGCUAUAGGUUACUGAAGUGUCCGUUUGUAAAGGCUUUAUCUGGAUGGUCUGCUAUGUCAUUUGAUGUGUUUGGGUUUCCAUUUUACCAGCGUCUUUAAUUACCUGGAUCCUGCUGUGGCCCGCUUGCUCCUGGCACUCUGGCUUGUCUGCGUUUCCCUUGCGGAGUGACAUGGGUUGUGCAGCUCCUGGGGCGCAUGGACAAUACUUAGAUAUAUUUUUAGCAGCUGCAGAUCCUGAGAAGUUAUUUGGUGCUUUACAUAGUCGACUGAUCUUCAGUCAUGAAUGUCUUUAGAUGUUCUUGGACGCACAGAACCAAAGGCCGCCAGCUGCUAUUGAUCAUUUCUCCAGCAUAAAGCCUAAGGUGGCAGCUUGGCAGAGGACAGGCGUUUCCUCUGCUGGCAGUUAAUUUUCUCCUUCAGCUGAAGCUGGCGAUGACCUUGGAGCUAGCGUGCCUGCAGAGCUUUUUUUGCGCUCCCAUAUUUAUCAUCAUCUUUAAUCUGUAUGAUCAAAGCACUUCAUCUCUCUGCCUCUCAGCUGCCUUCUGCCCUUCAGCACGAAAGGUGGACGGAAAGGCUGAGCAAAGAGUAUGGCCUCCCUAUUGCAUUAUCCCGGGGCUCAAGGGGAGCUGACUCCUGGGGGGGUUAUCUUAAAGUUAUGAUGCUCAUGAUCAAGACCUUGCCUCCCUGCUCUCUUACUUACGGAGUUUGAAACUUGUUGGUUGGGCUGUGAUACUUUUAUAGUUACAAAGUAGUGACACCCAUUCCCCUCAAUGUGGACCGAGUUAAUGGCAGAGGAAACAACCUCUUCCGUGUGUGCUUUCUUCUUUUUUUUUUUUUUUUUUUUUUUUUUUUGUAGGUAUCAUUCUGUAAAAGGACAACAGAGUCUGAAGGAAUUAGUAUGCAGGAGCAUCGACUUUCCAUUUAAAAUGUACUAAGUGUGAUGUUUGCAACUAUUGUUUGAGGGGGGGAAAAAAGGCAGCCAGGGUUUGCAGAAGAGCUCAUGCUUUGAAUGAGGCAGGUUUUUCCCUUCAGCGUGCACUACCCCAGCAGAUACAUUCUCAUACCUCAGGCAGUGAUGCUGGCUCCCAGCUGAUCUGCUUUUGUGAUAAAAGCAGACAGAAACUGACAGAUCCUAAAGCUUGGAAAGACAUACAGGAUAAAUCAGCAUAGCUGGUUUGGGUGUUUAUUUGGAAUCUGGUGCAGAUUUAACGAGUUGUCAUGCAAGAAAUGAGAAGCCCAAGCAGUGGGCAGGAAGGUGGUGGGGAGGGAAGGCUCUUGCUGCGCUUGUGCUGCCAUAGAGCUGGGAGUUUGCUCACUCUGUGCUCCAGAAAGCAGCGCAGUCAGGCUGCAGUGGCAUCAAGCCUGAGCUGAAACCCAGUUUCUCUGCAUGAUUCCUUAGCUCCAGAUCUGCUGAAGGCAUACAGCUUCCACACACCACACCAUCCCCCCCCCUUUUUUUUUAUCCCCAGUGCAGAGUGAGCUUGUGUCUUCCUGCAGCCUACGCUGUAGGCCUUAAGAAAUGAAUGUGUAAAUAUUUUGUCUCUCACAGCAGCCCAAGGUCAUCUUUCUGGAACAGCAAACAGGCACAGAAUCCAAAGAAGAUCAGUCUGUCAUAUGAGUAAGGUUAGCAUCUGCACUUACAAAUGACAAAGGCUAUUAAUCCUCAUGCUGUAAUCCCCAAGCUGUUUGCCAGCUGGCAGCAGGAAGAUGUUCCCGCUCAACCCACACAGCUAUCCAUGUUUUUUCACCUUUAUGAAGCAGAUAUAGGUCAAUACUGUAGCCUGGAUAAAGAACUUGGUAGAUACCAUUCAUCUCUUCUAGCGUUACAAUCCGUCUCUUCUCCACACAAGCCAUCUGUACAAACGAAGGUGUAAGAGGGGAGCUGCAGGCUGGGCUCUCCCUGUGCUGCUCCCCCAAAAUAGAAGACUGAAGGUGAGACUUUUUUCCCCCCCUCUGCUCCUGAAUUUGUCAUGGGAGGAUGAAUUUUGCGAUCUUACUGCAGAGCUGAACAGCCUGAGCAAAGCUCUGUCACUCGACAGGUCUUCAUACGAGAGCAGGAAAAAAGCAGCGCUUGUCAAAGGCAGAUGGAAGUCCAACACUGAGACUUUUUUGAUCCUGAUUUGGGAACCUGCAUGAGAUUUGGGUACUGCCCAUCACAGGGACAUAAGAACCUGAAUCCCAUGAGGUACCACUGAUGAAGCAGAAGGAAAUCUGCUGCAUGGCAGCAGUGCAGGUAGGGUGUGGUAGUUUGUAGGAUCUUGCACAACAGAAAACUGUACCAUCACCAUGUUGCAUCUAGUGAGCAUUAGGCAGCUGAGGUUGGAAAAAGUUGGAGACCCAAAAGGCAGGUGGGAGCUGUGAAGCUCCACUCAGACCUAUUAGUGGCUCAUCUUUCUAGAAAAUCAGAGAGAAAAUUAUUGAAUUUUACUUAACAGAAGUGGUUUAACAGAAAUCACAGCUCCUUGACCAGCUGCAGGCACAAGGAAGUGAGGGCAUUAUCCCUGGCGCCUGCGUUUCCUCCCAGCUGUAGCGGGUGACCAUGGAAUAGAUACCACUCUGGAGGUGUCUGGCCCCUGUAACGUCAUACCCAGCAUGGGCCGAUCUCGUUGAGUAACGAGACAAAAAGCUGAUCUUGGUCAUGGGUGAAGAAUGGGAAGGAUUCAGGAUACAGACAAAAGCUAAAUUCUUUCCUGAGUCCCACAACCGUUAAUUAGCCUUGACCUCCAGGGAAGGCAUUUUAUUGUACCAAAUACUUCACUCUCUCUUCAUCUCUCUGACUUAAGAGAACAUUGCAAAUGUCUGUCUUCAUUAGCAGCUGAGAAAAAUCAUAGAAUUUUGCCAGCUUUCCUCAUCCCUGUUGUGUCUUGUUAACACUUUCCAGGUGCUUUUCCUUCACGCUGUCUCCACCAUCACAUCUUCCAUCUUCUCAUUAAUAUCUGUAGAGGUCUGCUGCAAGGCAGGUCUGUGCCUGGUAGCAAUAUCUUAUGUUCAUGGUGCUCAGGAUAAAACCUAUCCUCCACUUUCUUGCUGUCACUACGUGGCACCUCAAGCACAAUUUUUCCAAUUAAAUUGGUACCACAUCUCUCCCGUAGUCCUCUGCUGGUAUUGCUGUGGGUUUUGCCUCGCUGGGCUGUAUCCUCCACUGUAACUUCAGUGACUUUUUCCUAGUAGCAUUUUGUUUGUCAAGAAGAGUAAAUGAAGUAAUCAUUUGGUAGACUUAGCAUUUAAAUACUGUGUGGCAUUUAUAUGUGUAUAUAUAAAAAUGUUUUUUAUGGUAGAGUGCCCCAAGGCAUUUGCAUGAAGCACAUCUCAAUGUAUAUUUGGCUGUUGAUUUAAAUAUACCAUAUAUAAUGUUAUUUUUCGUACGUAUUGGCUUCUUUCAAUAUUGGAACAAUAUACCAUUUCUGGCAGGUACAGGUUUUUGUUGUCUCACUGUUGCAGCCACAGCUGGACACUGGCGAUGCAGUGGCUGAGGUGUGUGUCCAUCUCCUCUCCCCUUUGCGCAUGCCGUGACCUGGUAGGCUUUCCCCUCCCCCAGCUUUGCAGGUGGACAGGCAUUGCUGCCAGGGCACAUUGCAGUGGGACAGCAUUGUAAGACCACGUACUGCAUCUCCCUCCUGGCAUUUAGCAGAAUAAUUUGCCUCUAAGGUUUCCCCCUUCAUUGCUGCCGUAUUCUCAGCCAGGACUGUGGGCAGGUAGUGAGCCGGUUGGUGUUCCGAGUAACUCAGCCCUGUGGCUGAGGGGGCAUCAAAAGUGUUAGAGAUCUCCACUCUCCCAGCCUGAGGUGUACAAGCACAACAUUUAUCUAACAGUUGAUCACUUUAAUAACAAUGCAGAAAAAUUAAUAAGAAUGCCAGGUCCCUAACUUCUGUCGGUGCAAAAGCAGGGCUUCUAGAGCUUGAAUUUAUUGCUGAAUUAUUUUUAUGAUAAAUACAUCUAUACAAGAAGAAUUGUUCAUACUGUGGAGGUUAUAGGAAACAAAUUCAUAUCUCCUUUUCACUUUUGUAAAGUUCAAAGAUUUGCACUGAAAAUUAUACCUUCAAUCUAGUUAAUAAAUGGCUGGUAUUGACUGGUGAGGCCACUGGAAUGGUAUGAGCAUCAUUUCACUUGCUCUGUGUGUGACUGAAAGAGAUGUCUGAAGUGCAAAACUGUGAUGAAAAAGAUGAAAAAUACGAUGAAAAGAUGUUUGGAUAUUCAACAGGAAGAGUGGUACGGGUUUAUUCUUAGCUUUUCAUGUACUUGACAAUGAAACAUUUUUAUUCUACUUAAGUGCUAACGUGCAUGAUCAUACAAUAUAUUGCCUCUCACUAAUUAUAUGCUGCGUUAGGAAUACUAAUGUCUAGAUGAUAUCUGACUGGAAAAAAAGCAUUAAACCCAGCUUCUACAGAAUUCUGGGCUGAAAUUGCCCACACACACAUACAACCAUCCAAACCUUAGAAACAGUCUUGUUUUGUUAUGCUGAACGUUGUUGUUACAGGUUUUUAUCAAUAAAAUAGAAG
Messenger RNA from Falco peregrinus (peregrine falcon), 11002 nucleotides. RefSeq names its product synaptotagmin 16 (gene SYT16). The coding region runs from base 836 to 2575 and encodes 579 amino acids. The transcript is spliced from 8 exons. The record is from RefSeq and is a predicted model, not a curated record. NCBI's taxonomy places the organism in Eukaryota, Metazoa, Chordata, Aves, Falconiformes, Falconidae.